Molecule: messenger RNA, 4257 nt
Organism: Coniosporium apollinis CBS 100218
Lineage: Eukaryota; Fungi; Ascomycota; Dothideomycetes
Product: STE/STE11/CDC15 protein kinase
Exons: 2
Coding region: 1-4257 (1418 amino acids)
Biological process (GO): protein phosphorylation
Cellular component (GO): cytoplasm
Molecular function (GO): ATP binding; protein serine/threonine kinase activity
Source: RefSeq, a predicted model, not a curated record
AUGGUUUCCAGCCCAGUAAAACAACCGAGCGUAGAAGGGCGGCAGAGGAAUGGUAUAACGCCGAAUGGAGUGGUAGGACAGGUCAAUGGCGACGGGAGACAACGGAACGGCGUACAGGGGAACGCAGCUCCAAGCCCAUCCAAAGCGAGGAAAGCAGUAUCGACGCUGCCAGAAAAAGACGUCCAAGGCUCGAAAGCAGUGCAAGAUGUGCCCGGCCUUAAGGACUACCAGUUGGGCGACUGUCUCGGGAAGGGAGCAUUUGGCUCAGUCUACAGAGGGCUCAAUUGGAGCACGGGUGAGACAGUGGCUGUCAAGCAGGUCAAGCUCGCAGACCUCCCUAAGACGGAACUGAGGGUCAUCAUGCUGGAAAUCGACCUGCUGAAGAACCUCAAUCACCCGAACAUUGUCAAGUACCACGGCUACGCCAAGGACUCUGAGUUUCUGCACAUCAUCCUAGAAUACUGCGAGAACGGCUCUCUCCACUCCAUCUGCAAGAAUUUUGGCAAGUUUCCGGAGAACCUCGUCGCCCUCUAUAUGUCCCAAGUGCUCCACGGACUGCUUUAUCUCCACGAGCAGGGUGUCAUCCACCGGGACAUCAAAGGGGCCAACAUUCUCACCACGAAAGAAGGGUUGGUCAAGUUAGCGGAUUUCGGCGUUGCUACCAAGGCUACUGGUCUGAAUGAGUCGAGCGUUGUUGGUACGCCUUACUGGAUGGCCCCCGAGGUCAUUGAGCUUUCGGGCGCUACAACUGCUUCAGACAUCUGGAGUCUGGGCUGUACUGUCAUCGAGCUACUCGAUGGCAAGCCGCCAUACUACAAGCUUCAACCAAUGCCGGCAUUGUUCCGUAUUGUCAAUGAUGACCAUCCGCCACUACCAGAAGGCUGCUCUCCCGCUGUGCGGGACUUCCUUAUGCAGUGCUUCCAGAAGGAUCCCAAUCUGAGGGUCUCUGCUCGAAAGCUGUUGAAGCAUCCGUGGAUUGUUAGUGCGAGGCGGGCGGACGCUUUGAUUCCAAGCAAGCCGACAAAGUACGACGAAGCUGUAGAAAGUGUUAAGCAGUGGAAUGAAGCCCUCAAAUCGCCAACUGGCUCUCUACGGCGUACGUCAGGGGUACGGCCGAUGUCAGCCAGUCCGAUUCCUAUUCUCACUAAGAAGGAAGCGCUUCCGCAGCUGACGACACCCGCGCCUGUGAAGGGUGUACUGAACAUACCGAAAACAAGGCCCAAUCCCGAUGUUUUCGCUUCGCCUGAAGUGGAGGAAAGCGACAACUGGGAUGAUGACUUCGCCUCUUCGAUAAGUCCAAGUGCGCUUCAGCUGCCGCACUUGAGGCCUCAUGACAAUUUCGCCGGACUGCUAUCUUCAGAGAAGCUCAAGGCAUACGCAUCUACGCCCUUCGAUACCGUACUAGAGGAGCCAUCAGGCCCCGAAGACCAAUGGGACGCCGAUCUGACGGUCAAGAGUCCACUCCAAUAUACGCACACUGAUCCGCUAGAAACUGUGAAGCCGAGCAUGCCGGCGAGGUCAAGGACAGAACCUGCACCGCCAGCUCGGCCAAACUCAUCAUCGCAGCGGCGCGGAUCUCAGCCGAAGACACAGAUUCUGCAUGGCGCGCCCAAGGCGGCCGCACCACCUACCAAAAACCGGCUUGCUUCCCUAUCGCGUCCUUCGGCACAGCUUUUUCGAGAGAACUCUAUAGAGGACUACUCCGACCUUAUUGCUGCCGACGAUGCAGCCUUCCAAAGGAAGGUGCAAGUUCUGAAAGCCCAAGAGGAAGACUCUUCCACGCCGAAGCUGUUUCAUCCGUCCGACCUCAAGAACGUGCCGCGUUCAAGCCGAAGCACUAAGAAGGGUGGCAGCCUCAGAGGCCAGCCCGUGCAUAUUGAAGAGCCCAAAGAGCAGACACUGCAGCGCUCAAGGUCGGCCGUUGAGAUACAGAAAUACGCCGAGGAUCCUGAAGACGAGGACUUCUCUGAUGUCUUUGGUAAGGAUGCGGUGGCCUUGGCCAAACCCGACAGCGACAGUGGCUCGGAACGAAGCACUCUCCGUUUGAUGAACUCGAAGCUCUCAGGAUCAUGGCUCGGAGACGACGAAGACGAUGACGACCCGUUCGCGCAGCUCGAAGAAGGCUUUGGGGACUUUGACACUGAGGGUCAAGUCGCGCAGCAGCGUUACGCGAGGCAGUGCGGCACUGUCGAAGGCUUAGUCGGCUCAUUGAAGACCAUUAAAGAAGAUGAUGAUGCACUCGAUGAGAUAUCCGAACAGCUGUAUCACGAACUGCUUGAGUCACCGGACAUGAAGAACGUCAUCAUAAGCUCUCAUGGCAUGUUACCAAUAUUGGAGAUCCUUGAGAAGUGCAAGCGGAGUGACAUCGUCUCGAGAUUGCUUAGGAUUGUCAACAUGAUGGUCCUGGACAACGUUGAGCUUCAGGAGAACCUCUGCUUCGUGGGAGGGAUUCCAAUAAUCACGAAGUAUGCACACAAGAGAUUUCCGAUGGACAUCCGGCUGGAAGCGGCGGCUUUCGUUCGCCAAAUGUACCAGACCUCCACGCUCACAUUACAAGUCUUCAUUGCUUGCGGUGGGCUUAAUGUGCUGGUAGAGUUUUUAGAAGAAGACCUCGAGACAAUGCGCGACCUAGUACUAAUCGGCGUCAAUGGUGUUUGGAGCGUCUUCGACUUGCAAGGACCGACGCCUAAGAAUGACUUUUGCCGAAUAUUGUCGCGGAGCUCCGUACUGUAUCCGCUGUCAUUGGUGCUAUCUAAAAUCAUCGACGAGGAAGGAGAAGUCGCCGAGAUCGUUGAAGGGCGCAUCGUCAACAUCUUCUUUCUCUUCUCCCAAGCGGAGAACCACGUCAAGGAAAUCGUCGCAGACCGCAUGGUACUCAAAAGAGUGCUGCAGGACCUCAAGCGCAUGUCGCCGAAUCACCAAAUUACGAUGCUCAAGUUCAUAAAGAACCUUUCUAUGCUAGCUACGACUCACGAUGCGCUUCAGAAUUCGAACGCCAUCGACGUGCUUACGGAACAUCUGGAGUGGAGCAUGAAGCGAGCGCAAUCCCGUGAGAUCUCUAACCAGAUCCUCAAUAUCAUGUACAACCUCUGCAGGUUGAGCAAGAAGAGACAAGAAGACGCCGCACUCAGCGGGCUUGUUCCUCUGUUGCAGAAGAUUGUGCAGACAGAAUGGCCUCUUAAGGAGUUCGCUCUGCCGAUCUUGUGUGAUAUGGCUCAUUCCGGCAACUACGCGAGGAGGAUGCUGUGGGAGAAUAAGGGCUUGCAGUUCUACAUCUCGCUGCUUUCUGACAAGUAUUGGCAAGUCACUGCCCUUGAUGCAAUCUUCAUCUGGCUCCAAGAAGAGACCGCCAAAGUCGAGCAACACCUCCUCGCCGGCUCCUUCAGCCAAGCAAUAGCCGACUGCUUCGCCAACCCGGACGCCUCAACCGACGCCUUCGAGAACCUGCUCGAGCCGCUGCAAAAGCUCCUCCGCCUGUCCCCUCCCGUCGCCGCCUCCCUUGCCAGCCCCGAACUCUUCACCCGCCUCGCCCAGAAACUAAACAGCAAGAAAGCAGUUGUCAAACUCAACCUCCUCCGCAUCAUGCGCAGCAUCUGCGACGCCCACGAGGAGCAGGGCGCCCUGAUCCGCUCAUACGGCCUCUACGACGCCAUCGCCCGCAUGGCGGACCAUGAUCAGGCGCUCCUGGCAAGAGAGAUGGCGAGCGAUCUUAUCAAGUCCGCGGACGCGAGUAUGAGGCGGAGCAUUGAUGGCGCCAAGAUGCGGCCGUCAAUGCGCAGGUCGAGUUCCUCGACCAUGACGCCCCCACCGCCGUCGCUAUUCAGCAGCCAUAAUAUGCCAAUGGCUAUGCCGAGUUCGCCGCAUGUCAGAACGUCGGGUGUAGGAGCCAGCGGGUUCUUCGACAGCGCCGCGUUGCUGGAUGCGCCGCGCUCAGCCGCUCGCGCGCCGUCGUAUAGGCCCAGUAGCCGCGAUAGCAGCUCGGGCUCCACUAAUGGCCUCGGUAUCGCGGCGUGGGGCAGUGCGGCGGGGUCGUCGACGAAGAGUCGCUUACCUAGGACGAGUGCGGCGACGAGGCCGAGUCGGCUGAGUAUGGCAAGCUCGUCGGCGGAAGGCAAAGACGAGAAUGUCACGCCCACGCAUGCGCCGGUUGGGGGCUUGGGCGCGGGAACGGCGGCGGCAGGGAGACAGAGUGCAGCGAUUAGUAACAGGAGGAGACGGCCGCAGAGUUCGGGGACGGAUGGGUCGAGGUGGUCGUAG